ACUAUUACACACUCAGGAUUGAGUCUGCACUCUAAGUUCUCCUGUACACACAUUUUCAAAAGCUUUUUAAUUCUUAGUGCCCCAAUGCUGACUUAGAGGGAGGAGUCUGGAUGAAGCAGAGGGGAGUGUGGUGACCAGGCUGUGUAAAACUGGAUGUUUCAACUCAAACUCCCAGGCAGUAGAGAGGAGCUGUGGUGUCAGCCAAGGGAUUUUGCUGAGCUUGCUCUUUUUCUCUCUGUAGGUGUUCAUCUCGGUGGGGCCACACUGACCAUGCUCAGGAGCUUCUGUCUCCAGCUCAUGUCCUUGAUUUGGAUCCUCUUGGCCCAUCACCAGCUUGUGCAAGGGGAUGACUGCAGUGAGCGCUGCAAUCUCGCCCACGGCUGCUGUGACCAGGAUGGGAAGUGCAGGUGCGAUCCAGGCUGGGAGGGGGAGUACUGCGAGGAGUGCGUGCGUAUGCCGGGCUGUCUUCACGGCACGUGCCACCAGCCUUGGCAGUGCAUCUGUCACUCUGGCUGGGCUGGCAAGUUCUGUGACAAAGACAUACACAUCUGUGAACACCAGUCCCCCUGCCAGAACGGAGCACAGUGCAUCUAUGAUCGAGAUGGGGAGUAUUCCUGCCUGUGUCCAGAAGGUUUCCACGGGAAGGACUGUGAGAUGAAGACAGGGCCAUGUGAGAAGGCAGGGUCUCCAUGUAAGAAUGGUGGGCAAUGCCAAGACGAAAAUGGCUUUGCCAGUAACUUCACCUGCCGGUGUCUGGCUGGCUUUGUGGGGGCCCUCUGUGAGCACGACGUGGACGACUGCCUGAUGCGCCCCUGUGCCAACGGGGCCACCUGCCAUGACGGCGUCAACCGCUUCUCCUGCCAGUGCCAGGUGGGCUUUGAGGGGCGUUUCUGCACCAUCAACAUCAACGACUGCGCCAGCCAGCCGUGCAAAAAUGGGGCAAAGUGCUAUGACCGCAUCAAUGACUAUGACUGCUUGUGUCCUGACCGUUUCACUGGCAAGACCUGUGAGAUCUCCGUCCCUGAGCCCACCUGGUCUCCUCCCUACCACCCUGCAAACCAUGAGAAUGCUGGAGGAGUGAAAAGCACCACUAGUGAGACACCAGGGGUGACACAGCCAGAGCCCAUCAGGACUGUGGUCACAGGGCGGCGUGUGGCCAACCACAGUGAGAAGGAGCCGGGGGGAGGGUUGUUGAAAAUCUCUGUGAAGGAGGUGGUGACCCAAAGGGACUCAGGGCUGAGUGAAGCCCAGCUGGUGACAGUGCUGGUGUUUGGGGUGCUGACAGCAGUGUUGGUCCUCAUCACUGUCCUGCUAAUGCUGAGGAACUGGCAGAGGGGCCGUCAAAGGUCGAACUGGUGCCAAAGCCCUUCUCAGGCUGCAAGAAAGCUCCAAGACCAGGAGUGUCAGGUGGGCAUGCUCAACACCAUCUUGAUUGAGCCAAGGAAGACCACAGAGCUGUGAGCUGCGAGGACUCUGAACCAGGCCCUGGCAGAUCAUCGUGCUGGCAAACCCCUUGAACUGCGCCCUGCGGAGCCACACUGGCACCCACUGGGCAGCGGGGAAGGGCUCCCACGGGCAGCAAAUAUGUCAACAAAACCCUGGGUGUUGAGCACUGGUGUGAUGGCCCUGCCUGGGUCUGAGCUGUUUCCUGUCUGGCUGGCUCAGCUGGCACCCAUGGCAUUUGAAGGCGGGGCUGUGUUGGGCCAGCCCUGCAGGGAGCAGUGGUGCGCUGCCUGCAGCAGCCCGUGCCACACAGGCACUGCUGUCAUCUAAUCCAGCACUCGGAAACAGGACAGGUAGUGCUGAGCAGGGCACAGCCCUCCUGCAAGCCCAAAUACUGCCAGACCCUUUGUAACUCCUCUCUGUGACUACGGGAAGGGGAUUUAUCCUCGUUUCUGCUGGUGUUGGGAUGCUUCUUCUGGGGCCUUUUAUACAGUUGUGGCUGCAUGGGUCUCCCUGCCACAGUACUGUAUGGGGUAGUUCCUGGCUGUUUCUGGAGGCUGUCAUUUCAGAUGCCAUGUCCCUAGGGAGUGAGCAAACACCCUUGCUCCCUGGCCUUGUGGUUCUGUGAGCCAGUUCAAAGAGACUUCAAAAAUCAUUGCAGGUCUCAUGCCCUUCUUCUGCCCUGGCUGAUGCACCCUCCUCUUGCUGUCAGACUUGGGGGUUACAGACAUGUUCCAUACUUUCCUCCUGAUAAUUCAGGAGUCUCUCUUUCUCACUUACUAAGCCGUCCUUUCUGGUCUGGCCACAUAUGACCAAGAUCCUUUUCCUCUGCAGUGUGCACUUCUGCCUCACUAUUUGCUCUCCUCUGGGCCUGAGCUGGUCCUUCUCAUAUGUCCUCAUAGGUGAAGCUGGAGAUGGACAAGGCUGUGCUGUGGCUGGUUCAGGAGCAAUACAGCAUCCAGGUCCUCCUUUCCUCUCCCAUUCACUCUGAGGCAGGCAGCUGGCUAUAAACUCAGAUCAGUCACUGCAGCAUUUCUCGAUACAACGAGGGCUGAACUCCCCACAGUGGAUGUGAGCCUGGCAUGAACAUAGGAAGCAGACACAAAACUGCCUUCUCCACCAUGGCUAAAGCAUGGCUGAGAGGCAGGAGAUGGUCAGGUCACUUAGCCUUUGUACAAGAUCUCUUCCUGCCUGUGCUGGUCUGGUGUGCAGCAAUCCCUCUCCUAGGACCAGGGAUUUCUGUGCCUCCUCAUGGGCAUGGAUGGCUAAGCAGUGGGGCAAAACUCCCCACAGCCCAAACCCUACUACUGGCUUGUAGGGUUGCAGAGCUGGGUCCAAGGUGGUGUGAAGUGAGCCAAGAAGUGACUGCUCAGGCCAGGAGUGAGACCUGGGAGAGGGGACUGGGGCUUCAUCAGAAAGAUUAUUUUUUUAAUACAUGGAUGGUUAUGUACCUUUAUCAAAUAAAACAAGUACAAGAUAAGAAA
This is a messenger RNA of Camarhynchus parvulus, 2927 nucleotides long. RefSeq names its product delta like non-canonical Notch ligand 2 (gene DLK2). The record is from RefSeq and is a predicted model, not a curated record. Gene Ontology annotation, biological process: heterophilic cell-cell adhesion; establishment or maintenance of epithelial cell apical/basal polarity. Bases 154 to 1461 code for a protein of 435 amino acids. Gene Ontology annotation, molecular function: calcium ion binding. The transcript is spliced from 5 exons. Gene Ontology annotation, cellular component: protein-containing complex; plasma membrane. NCBI's taxonomy places the organism in Eukaryota, Metazoa, Chordata, Aves, Passeriformes, Thraupidae.